Messenger RNA from Funneliformis geosporum, 859 nucleotides. NCBI's taxonomy places the organism in Eukaryota, Fungi, Glomeromycota, Glomeromycetes, Glomerales, Glomeraceae. The record is from the annotation of a GenBank genome assembly.
AGUAGAAUCCAGAAGUCCCGGUUACAAAACUAUCUCUAAUUAUUUAGCCAAAUAUUUAAGUAAAAGUUUUCAUUUACGCUCUCUUUAUGCUCAGCAUGGUUUAAAAGAUAAUCACAAAACUUAUCGGUUUUUUAAGCAUCUUUAUCAAUAUGAGCAAAACCAGGUUCUCCUAAUUGGUCAACAGAGAUUAGAUGGUUUAACUGGUCAACAUUUACCCAAAAAUCAAAAAGUAUUUCGUAAAUUCAAUUAUCGAACUUCUGAAACUAGUUAUUUUUACCGCACUCAAGAAAAACUAGUGGGCAAGUGUGCUAAUCCGGUGCUGAUCAAAAAGAACUAUCGUUUAGGAACUCGUUCUUUAAAUUCUUUAAACUUGCUAAAUUUAGCUACUAAGCACUCCCAAAAAGAACUUUAUCAGUUUAAAAAACCGCUAAAACCAACUCUGCAAAAUGACUUUCAAGAAUUUUUAAUCACUAGACUUUUACUACUCUGUAAAAAAGCGGAAUUUUUACAUAUUCCGCUCGAACAAGAGCAAGUUCCCAAAGAACUUGCUAACUGUGAUCAAACUAUUCGUAAUCACUUUAAGCAUCUACCAGUUUUACAUUUCUCUUUUUUACCGGAACAAGCAUCUUUAAUUAGAGCAUUUAUGGCUAAAUUAGAUGACUAUGCUUCAGAAUAUGAUUUAGCAGAAAGUAAAGAAUUUCUUACUUAUCCGCUAGCUCAUAAUGCUCAACAUGAAACUAUCACUAAACUAGGAGGUUGCUGUGGUUGUGAUCCCACUAAAUUAAGAAACCAAUAUUUAGAUAACUGGUAUUUAGAUUACUCGGCUAAUAAUACUGAUUACCGAAAAGCAUCUUUUUAA